UGCGACGUCUACAUUUAUUUUGGGUCAUCGGAGCUUGUAGGAUACCGUGCUCCCCUUCCUGUCAUUCAUUCCUAGCGGAACCCAUGAGCAGACAAACCGCAGGUGAAGACGAGAAGCGUGCCGCUGCCGUACAGCAGCGUCUACUACGCGGUUGCAGAGAGCGCGGUGAGCGGUGCGCGGUGCACUAGGACCGCGCAGUGACCGGUCUGGGCGCAAGCAUUUGCUACCACAGAAGCGGGGCUGUGAUGGAAACCCCCCCUAUUGGAUUUUGCGAUUCUAUCCAUACAUUUCGUUCCCCCAUGUACAGCGUGGAGUGGGUUAGUGGAGAGCGCGCCAGUGCUGCGUUUAGGAUGGUUUGGGGGAGCCUCCAGAGGAUUCCUGAUGAUGGACCAUGGUUUGACUGAAAGUGGUUGUCUCUGCUCUGGGGUCUGAUCGCUUCUCUGCGGUUCUCUAUCCAUACCCGUUUGUUUUAACAUUUGUCAUUUAUUUUUAUUUUGCACUGGCUUUUUGUUUUUUUUCUUCUUCUUCUUCGUCCGUUUCUGCCAAAUCAACGUUUUUAUCUCAAGUGCGCAAAGUCACGUCUGCGUGGGAGAGUGUGUGUGUGUGCUCCGCGCACUUCUCUUCCCCCCCUCAACGGACGGACUCGAGAUCCCUGGUAUUCGGUUUGGAUUAAAAAACCCGGCGACUGGCUGGAUGGGUGACCUGGUCGAAACCAGUCUUCUGUCUCUGGCUUCCUUCUUCCCAUUUCAUGGAAACGUGUUCUCCCCGUUGACCCGGAGCUGUGAUGUGCAAAGCCUCCCCCACUGACUGACACACGGUUUCGUACCAUUUUGGAUUCGAGUUGAAGGCCGUAAGGAAGUGGGGGAAGAUGAGACCUCCCAGCCCUCUGCUCUUCCUGCUGUACGUCACACUGUCCCAGAGUCUGAAGGUGGUCUCCAAGAGGGGCUCCGUGGACGGUUGUAUGGACUGGUCGGUGGACUACCUGAAGUACCGGGUUCUGCAGGGGGAGCCGGUGCGCGUCAAGUGCGCCCUGUUCUACGGCUACAUCCGGGCCAACUACACGCAGGCGCAGAGCGUGGGCCUGAGCCUCAUGUGGUACCGCAGCUCGGGCCUGGGCCACGGGGACUUUGAGGAGCCCAUCUCCUUCGACGGCGUGCGCAUGAGCAAGGAGGAGGACGCCAUCUGGUUCCGGCCCGCCGACCUCCAGGACGUGGGGCUCUACUCCUGCGUGCUGCGGAACUCCACCUACUGCAUGAAGGUGUCCAUGUCUCUGACGGUGGCAGAGAACGACACCGAACUCUGCUACAACUCCAACAUGAGACGGACGGAGAAGGCCGAGCUCAGCAAGAGCAAAGACAUCCUAUGUCCGGACAUCGACGACUACGUGGAACCCGGCAAGGAGCCGGACAUCACCUGGUACAAGGAGUGCCGUCCGAAGCAAUGGCGCGCCAGCAUCCUGCGGAAGAGAGACACCCUGUCCAUCCAGGAGGUGAAGGAGGAUGACAUCGGGAACUAUACCUGUGAGGUCCAGUUCGGGGGCUUCAUGGUCAGGAGAACCACCGAACUCACCGUCACCGCUCCUCUAACCGACAAGCCGCCAAAGAUCCUGUUUCCCUCAGAAAACAAGAUUACCAACAUGGAGCUCCAGCUAGGAAGUGCCCUGAACCUGACGUGCCGGGCGUUCUUCGGCUACAGCGGGGACGUCAGCCCGCUCACCUACUGGAUGAAGGGGGAGAAGUUCAUCGAGGACCUGGAUGAGGAGCGGGUCCAGGAGACCGACAUCAAGGUGGUGAAGGAGCACCUGGGGGAGCAAGAGGUGGCCAUCUCCCUGACCAUCGAGUCCAUCGAGGAGGGGGACCUGGGGAACUACUCCUGCUACGUGGAGAACGGCAACGGCCGGCGCCAGGCCACGGUGCAGCUCUGCAGGCGAGCGGAGCUCAUGUACACAGUGGAGCUGGCGGGGGGUCUGGGAGCCAUCCUGCUGCUGCUCGUAUUCCUCAUCUCCCUCUACAAAUGCUACAGGAUCGAGCUCAUGCUCUUCUACCGGAGGAACUUUGGCAGCGAGGACGUGGACGGAGACAACAAGGACUACGACGCCUACCUGUCUUACACCAAGGUGGACCCCGACCAGUGGAGCCAGGAGACCCGGGAGGAGGAGCGCUUUGCCCUGGAGAUCCUGCCGGACGUCCUGGAGAAACACUACGGAUACAAGCUCUUCAUCCCCGACCGGGACCUCAUCCCCACAGGAAGUCUCUCCAAUGAGCAUUACCAGGAUGACACUCGACUGCUUGGAGCCUACAUCGAGGACGUGGCCCGCUGCGUGGACCAGAGCAAGCGGCUCAUCAUCGUCAUGACGCCCAACUAUGUGGUGCGCCGCGGCUGGAGCAUCUUCGAGCUGGAGACGCGGCUGCGCAACAUGCUGGUGACGGGCGAGAUCAAGGUGAUCCUGAUCGAGUGCGCCGAGCUGCGCGGCAUCAUGAACUACCAGGAGGUGGAGGCGCUCAAGCACACCAUCAAGACCCUCACCGUCAUCAAGUGGCACGGCCCUAAGAGCAACAAGCUCAGCUCCAAGUUCUGGAAGCAGCUGCAGUACGAGAUGCCCUUCCGCCGCACGGAGCCCAUGCUGAGCCACGAGCCCGCCCUGGACGUCAGCGAGCAGGGCCCCUUCGGCGAGCUGCAGACCGUCUCCGCCAUCUCCAUGGCCGCCGCCACCUCAACCGCCAUGGCCACCGCCCACCCAGAGCUGCGCUCGUCCUUCCACAACACCUACCACACCAGCAUGCGGCAGAAACACUACUACCGCAGCUACGAGUACGACAUCCCUCCCGGCGGCACCCUGCCCACGCUCUCCUCCCUGGGCAACCAGCACACCUACUGCAACAUCCCCCUGACGCUGCUCAACGGCCAGAGGCCCCCGGGGAAGAGCCGCGAGCACAGCCUGGAGGAGGCCCACGCCAACAACGCCAUGCUGCCGCUGCUGCCCCGCGAGACCAGCAUCUCCAGCGUCAUCUGGUAGCCAGAGAUGGAAACCGGCGGCGGCGGCGGUGGUGGUGGUGGUGGUGGUGGUGGUGGCGGUGACAGUGGUGGUAGUGGUGGUGGUGGUGGCCGUGGUGGAGCCAGGAUCACACAGGGGCACGUUGAUGCAGGGUUGAGGGGCGCCAACGGCAUGGGGCAGUGCUGGAAGAAGGUGGGGGAGUGGGGAGGGUGGAGGUGGAAGUCACGUUUUGGAAGGGUGGAAACAAAGUUGGGUCGUUUUUUCGGUAAAAACGUGGAUGACUCGCGGACAGUGAGGAAACGGGGAGAGGUUUGGAGUCGCUUGUUUUCUAUCGGACGAGGAGGAACUAUAAGCGCCCGCGGGA
This is a messenger RNA of Gadus morhua (Atlantic cod), 3359 nucleotides long. RefSeq names its product interleukin 1 receptor accessory protein-like 1a (gene il1rapl1a). The record is from RefSeq and is a predicted model, not a curated record. NCBI's taxonomy places the organism in Eukaryota, Metazoa, Chordata, Actinopteri, Gadiformes, Gadidae. Bases 869 to 3016 code for a protein of 715 amino acids. Gene Ontology annotation, biological process: signal transduction; negative regulation of exocytosis. The transcript has 12 exons. Gene Ontology annotation, molecular function: interleukin-1 receptor activity.